Messenger RNA from Suillus bovinus, 1023 nucleotides. RefSeq lists its product as uncharacterized. The record is from RefSeq and is a predicted model, not a curated record. Lineage: Eukaryota; Fungi; Basidiomycota; Agaricomycetes; Boletales; Suillaceae. Bases 42 to 848 code for a protein of 268 amino acids. The transcript is spliced from 5 exons.
AUGCACAGGAACUACUGGCAGUGCCAGCAGUUGUGUUCACCAUGACUCAAAUGUUCUCCACGUCUGAUCCGUCUUUGCCGCCUUAUAAAUCUCUUAUAGUACAAGGAGAUUAUCACCCUUCAGCUCCAAUUCACAUGUGCUUGUCAGUUCCAACGGGUGCCAAGGCUUUACUUCUUUCUUCUGCUCGACAGGCUCUUAUACGCAGCCUUCGGGAGUAUAAUGACGAAUGGCUACUAACCAAUUCUGGAACAGGGAAUACCUGUCGCAGUAGUUCCGAGGUUGAUAUCUUUUACCCUCCAACCCCAAAUCACCUGGCCGUGUUAUUAUCCGCGUUUAGAACACACGAGGCCUCCAAUCCUGUGCCUCUCGAUGCCAAAGCAACUCUAAAUUCUGUUCCAUCAUUGCUUGUUUUGCACGAGUUAUCUGCGUACUUUUUGCCUACGAGUGAAAACAAACCGCACACCAUCGCCUCAUAUCUCCAGCUUGUUAGCCAUGCGUUGGCUUUGGCAACUUUCCUCUCCCCAGGAUCACAAACUCCUAUGCGUUUCGCUCUAUUUGAUUCACAACUUGACAAACUGAAGCUCCCCGUCCUACGGACCCCAGCUGUCCCCGUUUUCGACGGAGAAGAGAGCGGCGAUGAAACACCUCGACCCGAACCCAUCGCUUUUGUGACACACAAGUAUUUCGAAUGGGUAGCCACGUUUAACCGAUCAGAGACUGAUUCUUCAUCUGAUGGAAGUGGAGUACGCCGCUGCACGCUCACAUUGCACAAGCAAGGCAGUGACAUUAAAUCAGAUAUCAUGUGGCGGUGGGCAGAAGUUCCAGAACGGACGCACAGGCCGCUGUGAGGAACUUGCAAUCACAUUUCACUGGUGAUGACGUGGGGUUGGCUUUGCCUGGGAUUUCUGUACACUGAGGCCUGGAGUUGAGUCCGGCUCGGCCCUUUCCACCUGUGACCUUGUAAUAGUACUAGUCUCCUUAUAAUCGGUUACAACAUUGAUACAUACUUUUUGACACGUGUAG